Messenger RNA from Staurois parvus, 591 nucleotides. Lineage: Eukaryota; Metazoa; Chordata; Amphibia; Anura; Ranidae. The record is from the annotation of a GenBank genome assembly.
GGCUCGACAGCGGGCACCGCGUCAUCUGGCAAGGCAGUGGGCUCCGAGUCAACAGGCACGACAGUGAGCACCGGGGCAUCAGGUACCGGAUUGUCUGGCUCGACAGCGGGCAUCGGGUCACCAGGUAUGACAGCGGGCACUGGGUCACCAGGCAUCAGGUCAUUUGGCUUGUCAGCGGGCACCGCGUCAUCUGGCAAGGCAGUGGGCUCCGAGUCAACUGGUUAUGACCGCGGGCACUGGGUCAGACAUUGGAUCGUCUGACUGGACAGCGGGCACUGGGUCACCAGGCAUCAGGUCAUUUGGCUCGACAGCGGGCACCGCGUCAUCUGGCAAGGCAGUGGGCUCCGAGUCAACAGGCACGACAGUGAGCACCGGGGCAUCAGGUACCGGAUUGUCUGGCUCGACAGCGGGCAUCGGGUCACCAGGCAUCAGGUCAUUUGGCUUGCCAGCGGGCACCGCGUCAUCUGGCAAGGCAGUGGGCACCGGGUCACCACAGGUAUGACAGCGGGCUCUGAGUCAAUUGGCACGACAGCGGGCACUGGACCAGGUACCGGAUCAUCUGGAUCAACAGCGGGCAUCGAGUCAACUGGC